AUGCAAGACUUCCUCGCAGCAGCUUCAUCACACACUGCUGCGGCCAAUGCCGCCUCAGUACGUGGAUCACCUUUGAUCUCUGUCGCUGAUUCCUCAACGGCAGGCGAGUUUGAAUCAUGCUGCCGUGCACUCAGUCACAAGGCCAACAAGACUGUCGUGGAGCAACUCCCAGUGCUGCAGAAUGGCUCCGUCGUUGACCUCUCACGCAACUACGUUGGCGCUGCUGGGUUGCAGGCGAUUGCGGUCGUGCUUCCACACAACCCAAAGGUAACCGAGGUACGCGCGCCGCGCAACGGCAUCACGAAUGACGCAGUCGUUUUUCUCUGUCGCGCUAUGCGAGGUCACCCGAAGCUGUCCAUGUUGGACUUGUCCGACAACACGGACGUUUCUUUGGCCGGCGGGCUUGCUCUUUUAAGCCUGGCACAACAGACGCCGUCCCUUCGUGUUGUGAAGUUGAACGGCACCCAUGUACCUGCAGCCGUGCUGCAUAAGUUGACACGUGCUCUUGAGUACAAUGCAUCGCGCCACGACACCAUCUCGGUUCGCGUUGUCGCCUCGCAGUCGACUGCAGCUGUAGUUGCCCCACCUUCCGCGUCGCCAUCGCGUACUGCUGCGGCGACGGCUGACGAGGCACAGAUACUGCAGACUCUUCGAGCAAGGGUCGAGGCGGCGCUGGAGGAGGGCUAUCUAUUCCCUCCAGUAUCCCCGCAAACAGGCUGGCGUGUUCUCGAUGUGCCUAUUCUGGCACCCCCGCUACUGUUUGACACUGAGGUGCGUCUGUUGUGCGACGUGGUGUUUCCGCGACUUAACCAGGAGUUCUCCUCGUACCGGGUUAUUCUUCGCCCUGUCGUCGUCAGCGGCGGUGCAGGGGUAGUCAAAGGCGAUGACGAGACAAGUGAUGGUGCGGUGCGACUGCGGCCCCACCGCACAUCCGAGUCGUACAACCGAGCAUUGUACUUUUGCCCAGCCUGCAACGUUACCUCCGUCGUUGAGCGCGGGCGAUUUGCUACGAUAGAGCUCGUAGGCGACCGCCCUGGUGACUACGUGCAACUCUCUGCCAGUGCGAUGCUGAGGCUGCAGGGGGUCACGCAGUCCGCCGCUCAUCGUCUGGAGAGCAAUGACGACGAUGAGCCCAAAGAAGCCGCCACACCGCUUCAGCCGGUUCUGUACGAGGCACACGAAGCCGCGCUACGCUGCACACGCUGGCUCCUCGUAGCAACGCGACGCGACACGCGGACGCUUCAGAUGCCUGCGGCACUGGCACCGCUGCUUACCGCCGACCCAAGCAUUGCGCAUCCAGAUCGCCACCGAAGCGUCGUACGCGCGAUUGUCAUCGGUGGCGAGGGCCCGUCUCCGAGUACUGCCACAGCAGAGAAGACGGCGGUUGUAUCUUCGUCCGCAGCUAUCCCCACCUCGCUCGAGUGGGACUAUGCAACGGAAGAGUACCAUUGGAGGCGGCAUGUGGCUUGGCGUGAGCAUGUUGUGGCCACAGCGCCGGUGGCGGAGCUUGUCGUGCCGCAGUACACCGCUACCUUUGACGGUAUAGACCUGCAGGGUGGCGUGCGACUGAAGCAGCUCGAGGGAUUCCAGAUGGCUGUGUAUACUCGACUUCGCACUGUUGUGGAGGCCUGUGUCGCCGCGGAGGCGCGGAAGCGUGGAGGCGCGGAAGCGGCCGAGUUCGCCGUAGGGUCAAAGUCGCUGAGCCUGCUGCUGCGGAGCAUUGGAACGCAGCGGGCGUGGGACGUGACCUAUUUACAGUCACUGGCCGCUACCAGCGGCGGGGCGGCGAAGAAGAACCUCAUAAACCGCAUGGUCCUGUACGCUGCCAACCCGCCUAGCCGCAACAUGUUGCUUUUGCACGGAACGGACGCCGCUGCCCUCAGCAAUCUCAUGGCACGCGGCGCGACCCGCCUGCAGACCCUUCAGCACGCUUACACAUUGGCCGCGUACACGACACGCUCAUCAUUAUUGCACGAAGAGCCGACAGAGCUUCGUAGCGUUAUGACUCACGUCGUGUCUCAACUGACGAAAAAUGCCGCGGUGCUACGCUACGUGAAUGCCGAGGUAGACAUGGAGCGCUUGAGCGCGUUCUUCCUGCAGCUCAUCUCUGGCUCUGUGUCUAGCACAAACACUAGCAAGCUGGUGCAUACCAGCGCUGCGACGGCGAGUGCUGUCACGGUCAUGCGUGAGGCAGGGCUACCAGACUACGUCGCCCAGUACACUUUGGGGGCCGACGGGGCAGUAGACGCUGGCAGCACGGCCUCGACACACGCCUUUGUUGUUCUGCUGGACGGCUUGGAGGGGUUUGAGAUGCCGGUCCAACCAUGUGGUGCCCUUGUGCACCCUCCAGGGAGUGGCGGCAAUGGUACUGCUGGAGGCGGCGCCGAGCCCACCAACUGGUCGACAGAGAUGAUCACCACUCCGGCACCGUGUUCGGCCGCCCCGUCAGCUGCGACGCUCAUCUCCAAGACUCAGCCCAAGUUACAUACGACGCCAAUGAAUGCGCUGCUGCCUCGUGCACUUGCUCGCCAUGUCCGCCUCAUCGCCAGCUGUGUGUCGAGCAGCCCUGCCUUUAGGACUCUUUCCCACCUUGGUCGCGAUAGUGUGGAAAUGCUCAGCUUUGGGGCGGUGUCGGCAAACGAGGUGGAGCAGUAUCUGUCCCCAGCUUCCCUCGCGCGCGUCGGCCUCGUCUUCUCCGAGGACGAUUUCGAAUGCGCUCGCAGCAAGCGCGAUGCCCCGAAUGCGGAGUACAUGAACUACCUGCUCGACGCCACACGCAGCGUGCAUGAGGCGCCUGGUUUUCUGACGCAGAGGCAAGCGAUUCAGGCGUUCCCGGACACUCUCCAGGAGGCCGCGCAGGACGUGUACGGUCGCCUUAUUCACGCCUUUGGCCUCCCAGUCACCCGCCAUGUUCUGGGGUUGCUGAUGGCGUCUCGGUGGGGUCUGUUGUUGCCGGAGCUGUGUGACCUGCUGCCCAGCUUAUCCACGUGUCGACUGCAGGAGCUGCUGCGGUUGCUGCGGCCUGCCCUCGAGCCGGAGGCACCCACUGAGGCAGCGGAGGUGAUGGGUGUUAGGAGCGGCAACGUCCUCCUUGGUGCCGCACGCCUGACCGCCCCGUCAUUCCUCGAGGUGGUGAAACGCGGGUCCCUCAGGCUAGUGGCAGACGAGCUGCAGGUCGAGAAUGAUCAAAGCGUCUGGCAUGGGCAACUGGCACAGUACUAUCUCUCUAUUGUAUACCGAUGGCUGCGACCUGGCGCGGCAGCGACCACAGGGCCCACUAAGGUGCGUCGCGUGGACGAUGCGGCUGCUGCUGAGGCGUUUACUUGCCCUGACACGCAGGCGCUGCAGCGGCGCGCCAUGAAGGAGGUGAUUUACCAUAUGACACGGAGCGGCGGCUUUUGGUCGAAGAUGGAUGUGACGAUCUUGUCUAUACCGUUCUUGGAGCAGGUGUACGUGUCCGGGCUGGGCUACGCAUACUUGCGCGACCUUACGGCAGCAUUUAACGAGCGCUACGAGCGCCACCUCUUCGGCAAGGAUAUCGAGGAGCCCUCGUGGCAGCAGCAGCAACAGCAGUCCGCCAUUGAAAGCGUCAGGACGGGGAUCGGCGCGAUGGCGGCAGGCGAUGUACAAACGAGGAGUACGUCCGACUCGGCCGGGUCGAGUCGCUACGCCCUUCCGGCAGUGCUGAAUCGCAUGCGCGACUACGUCUGCUUUGCCCACCAGUACGGUCUGCUUCUGUCCUUGCACCCGACUCUUCUUGUGCAAGUCGCUUUGCAGAUCCCGGCGAACCUCUUGAACGCUGUGCAACGCGAUGCCGUCGGUUACCUCUACCGUCAACAGCAGGAGAACGGCGGAUAUGGACCGGACAGGGGAUCCCUGUCACGCAUUAUUUUGACCCCCGUGACGUCUGCGGUAGCCACAGCAGCGGGGAAGCCGUCGACUCACUUGGGCCCAAUUAGGUGUGCCGCCUUUCUGCCAAAUCGUCGCUUCGUGGUGACGGCUAGCAGCGAUCGCUCGCUGGCUUGGGUAAACCCGGAGAGCGGAACGGCGGCGUGGUACGCCCGGCAGCCGACGGCAGCGGUGGAGUCUCUCACGGUGUGCCGCACCAGCGCUUACGUCGCUUCCGUGUCGGAGGAUCGCACAGUGUGGGUGCACGACGGCCUGCAGGGCACCCUCGUCUCGCAGUUCCGCGGUAGCAAGUGGUUCGAUGCCCCCAUCGCAUCCCUCACCUUCUCGGCUAGGGGGCGCUAUCUCUGGGUUGUGACAACCGACGCACGCGUGCGCUGCUUUGCCUGCGAGUCUGGCCGGCUGCGGUGGACGAUGGGUUUGUCGGAGCUGCUGCAGGAAAACGUCGGCGAAUUAUUGCCCAAGGAGGAGAAGACGCAUCUGGUGGGUGCAGAAGCUACCGCGACAGAGGAGAGGAUGCACCUCAACUCUGCUGAGUGGCGCCAUCGCCGCCACUACCUCCAUGUGCUCGUCGACGCCGAGGACGACGAGGUCUGCACGACGGUUGCGGCAACGGAGCUGCGACAGUGGCGUCUGCGUCCGUGGGAUGAGCCGAGUCCCACGUCAGAAGAAGGUCACCAGCCAACAACCGCGGACACCGCCGCCAUUGCGUGCGAAAUGACAAUGAGGUGCUCACUUAACAGGUCACAGGUGUGUGCCUCGAAUGGCCCGUUGGGGUAUAAGCUCAUGGAGCUAUGGGAAUCAGCUACUGUGCGGUCACACUACAUGUGUGUCCUGGCGGCACCACACAGCGAGCCAGAGGUGCAGCUGCUCACACUGCAACAAAGCGAUGGGACUGCCCUGGUGGUGGUGCGGUGCUUACUCGUCGUACCUUCGAGCAACCACCCAGGCACGACGGCAGCGGCACAUGAAGUCUCCUUGAUGCGCACGUCUCCUGAUGGCCAAUGGGUCGCCGUCGGCAUGACGGGCGGUGCUGUCAACCUCUUCUGCAUUAGCGCCGCGUAUUGCGCGUGGCAGCAGCAGCAGCAGAUACAUGCAGCGGUUGUCUGCAGGCCGACGUGCGUCUACACAAGUCUGAUGCCUACGCCAGGAAUGUCGUCGGCACCGCUGCGCUCUCUUGCGUUUCACCGUGCAGGCCAUAUUUUGUUUGCACUGGGUCAUAGCCUCGUCUGUUGGCGCCUGCCCGACGCCUCCGCAGUGACGCUGCAGACCGGAGCAGCGGAGUCCGUAUACCACACCCCAGAUGGCGAGUACUUGUGGACCCACACACCAACGUGCCUCGCGGUAUUGCCGCCACCGACGCCAAGCAAGAGUGAUGCGGAGCUGCCUCACAACAUUGCCGAAGUAGCCGUCGGCGAUGCCAGUGGCCGCGUGACGCUGCUCACGUGGUGGCGGCAGUUCCUCUAA
Leishmania braziliensis MHOM/BR/75/M2904 is the source of this 5373-nucleotide messenger RNA. RefSeq lists its product as hypothetical. Lineage: Eukaryota; Euglenozoa; Kinetoplastea; Trypanosomatida; Trypanosomatidae. The record is from RefSeq and is a predicted model, not a curated record. Gene Ontology annotation, biological process: transcription initiation at RNA polymerase II promoter. Gene Ontology annotation, molecular function: protein binding; RNA polymerase II general transcription initiation factor activity. The coding region runs from base 1 to 5373 and encodes 1790 amino acids. The transcript has a single exon. Gene Ontology annotation, cellular component: transcription factor TFIID complex.